AUGAUGAAUGAAGACCAGGUGAAUGACGUGAUCCAGACAUGGAGAGAUACUCCAGAGAAAGAUUUGACGCCAGACGACUUCCAGUGGUUCAAGAAUUUGGGAUGUGCGUGUGUAUUCAGGGGCGACUGUGCACAGCUACUGAAAUGUAUUCAGGAUGAGAAGAACCAGGACAUUGUGAAGUCUAUGGGUUGUGUUCUCUUGGAGCCUCUGGUAGAUGAAAUAGUUAAAAAAGAGAAGGGUCUCUAUCACUGCCAGGCUGCCAUCACUCAUCUGACCAGGACUUGCAGGCCAGACGAGCUCCUGCAGAGUUUGCUUGGACUGAUUGAAGACAUUCAUCCUGGAGCCAUUUCUGAGACCAUCCUGGUUCUAGUUCCAUAUUUUCAAACAGUGUUGCUGCGGCUGGAUGCCAGAAAGGCAGCCUGCGUGGGCCUGGUUCUGUCUGCGCUGCAGAGGCAGCUCUCCCGGCUGCCGGUGCCUUACACCCAGCAGCAGGAGGAGGAUGAUGAGUUCGGACUUUGUCGCUGCUACUCCGCACUGGCUGAGUUCACAAGGUCUAUUGUUGAGGAAGUGAAGAGGAAAGAUGGAGACUGUGUGGGCACUGCUGAGGAUGAGGAGCUGAGGACUGAGCUUCUCAAGUUCUGCCUGAGGAGUUUGCGAGAUCCUUUGCUGGAGGCCGAACUAAACCGAGACAGGAAAUCCUCACUGUGGCUCUUUGCAAUAGAGAUAAUGGUCACACUACCUGUGAUCCAAGUGUCCCUCUCUGAGCUCCUGUUCUUCAACUCUCCGAAGAAAAGCCCCCUGGAGGACAACAGUCAGUUGAACGAAGCGAGAGCCUGUCUGGCUUAUCUGCUGUUUGUCCAGCGCAUCAACAUAGACAGCUUUCCAGCAGUUUACAGUCCCGUGUUUAUUCUUCGGUGCAACGUGGAAUACAUCAGUCAACUUCUCAGCAGCAAAAAAGAAUCCCACUUGCUUAAAGGCCUGGCACUGUAUACAACAAGCCUGCAGAGCGUGCAGGACAACAGCCUCCCAGUGAGUCUACUGGAGCUGAAGAGCUUCUACAGUGCACUACAGAACCUGCGGCAGCUACUCACUGACUGUCCACUGCAACAUUUAAGAACAUCAGGACUACAGGUUCUACAGCUCUUCAUCAAUAAACUGGAUCCUGAGGCAAAGCACAAGUUUUUCAGGUGUAUGUUAAAAACAGGCAACCAUGCAGGUGUAGAGAGUUAUGUAGUGAAGAACAUCAGGAAUCAAGUUGAAGUUUCCAUGGAGCCUGCUAACAACAAUAAAUGGUUCCUGGGAGAGGAGUUUCUCUCACUGUUGGGACUGGUGCUGUGUUUGCCACAAGGUGCUGAGACAGAUCUGCUCCACAGUAUGGACAGGAUAAUGGAAAGUUUAAAUCUUCUACGCUUUCUCCUCAUCAAAGACAAAGAACUGUGGAGCCAAACAGAUGUGUGGGAGGAGCUGGUCCGAAUCAAAGAUGAAUACCUGAAAAUGCUGAGUGUGUGCAUCAGCAUGUCGAGAGCAUAUUAUUCUGCUGAACUUAAGGCACUGAGGGAGGAUCUAAAGCUAAAAGUCAGAGAAGCCAGAGAAUCUGCCAGAUCCAGCACAUUAGUCAAACGCAUCACAGUGAAACAUCAGGAUGUGUCCAAUAUGUCCCCCGAGGUCAAGCAUCAGGUGUUGCAGAGCGCUUUGGUGACCUUUGACCUGAUGGAGAGUCUUAUUUUCCGCAUUGAAGAGAUCGCAGAGGAAAAGCUAAAGAUUCCAAACUAA
Messenger RNA from Limanda limanda (common dab), 1773 nucleotides. Its product is annotated as glomulin-like. Gene Ontology annotation, cellular component: cytoplasm. Gene Ontology annotation, molecular function: ubiquitin-protein transferase inhibitor activity. Bases 1 to 1773 code for a protein of 590 amino acids. NCBI's taxonomy places the organism in Eukaryota, Metazoa, Chordata, Actinopteri, Pleuronectiformes, Pleuronectidae. The record is from RefSeq and is a predicted model, not a curated record. The transcript has 18 exons.